AUGAUCCUCCAAGUUACAGUCGACCUUGACCAUGAAUAUAUGAUGCAGCUGCUUGCUCUUUGCAGCUCCCGGCGGUCAGAAGUAGCAGAGCACCAGGGGAAUUACCGGUGCUCCCAUCCAGGUGCUAUGGCGCUCAUCUACAAGCUCCACUACCGCCGAACUUUUAUCGACAUGGAUGAAGAGCCGUGGCACAGCCCGAGGGCACGCGCUGCUAGCUGUCCUCCGAGCAUGCGAGAGGGCGAAGAAUCAAAUGAGGAGCAGGAGGAGUCAAAGGCCCACGAGCUCUAUUUAGAGAAGGUGGUUCGCGAGGCAUCCAAGUUCCAUGCCCGGCGCAGCCGCGGAAGCAUCGGCCACCCCGAAGUCUGCCGCCGGCCUUGUGUCUUUUUGGCGGCCGGGCGCUGCGGCCAAGGAGAGAACUGCGGGUACUGUCAUUGUGAGCAUAACGAACCACGAGCCCGCCCGGACAAAAAGCAAAGAGCCGCACUUCAAGGCCUGCAGCAGGACGACCUUUUUGCUGUAGUGCUGCCACAUCUCCAGGUACGUGCAGAGCUACCGCAGCUUCGAGGCAAAGCCACGCAGCUUCUGCGGAUCGUGGAGGACAUCUCCGUCACCACGAGCCCCUGCGCGAGCCCUUCUGCAAGCUCGAGCUGUACGAGCUCCAGCACACUUUCGGACAGCAAGCUGAAGUCCCUCAACAAAACGCUGGAGCGAAUGACCUUUUCAGGCUUGGUAGCACUACUUUGUGAGAGUAUUGCCAAAGGCAACACUCGAGAUGAGCUGCUGCAAGCUCUGGAGGAUAUGCGUGCUCAGUGCGACAUUCCUCCAUGA
Symbiodinium sp. CCMP2592 is the source of this 828-nucleotide messenger RNA. The record is from the annotation of a GenBank genome assembly. NCBI's taxonomy places the organism in Eukaryota, Dinophyceae, Suessiales, Symbiodiniaceae.